This is a messenger RNA of Paraphaeosphaeria sporulosa, 1125 nucleotides long. RefSeq lists its product as uncharacterized. Gene Ontology annotation, molecular function: ubiquitin binding; phosphatidylinositol binding. The coding region runs from base 1 to 1125 and encodes 374 amino acids. Gene Ontology annotation, cellular component: actin cortical patch. The transcript has 3 exons. The record is from RefSeq and is a predicted model, not a curated record. NCBI's taxonomy places the organism in Eukaryota, Fungi, Ascomycota, Dothideomycetes, Pleosporales, Didymosphaeriaceae. Gene Ontology annotation, biological process: actin cortical patch localization; actin filament organization; endocytosis.
AUGCAGGAUAUUGGUGGACUCCCCGACCUCAUUGAGGUUAUCCGGAUCCAGGACUCUGGUCCCACGGAAGCGGCCCGGGCCAUUCGGAAGAAGCUUAAGUAUGGAAACGUUCACCGCCAACUCCGGGCGUUGAUCAUCCUGGAUGGAUUGAUACAGAAUGCGGGUUCAAGGUUCCAGAAGGGCUUUGCAGAUGAACCGCUUUUGGAACGGCUCAGGUUGAUGGCCAAGGAUGACAUGGUGGAUAAGGAGGUGCGCGACAAGGUCAACGUUCUCUUCCGCCAAUGGGCCGUUGCAUACAAAGGUACCCCAGGGCUCGAGCGGAUUGCCACGCUCUACAAGGAACUACCUAGGACGAAGCGACCACAACCGCAUCAGUCUCGCGUGGUCCGUGAGAAUGAGGCAGAAGCGGAACGUGAGAACGCUUCGUCGUCGCCCCCGGCAUCACCAACAACCCAUCGACAGAACUCACCACCCUCCCACUUCCCGCAAGCUUCUUCCUCGUCCGGGCGGACUGUUGCUCUAGGUGCUACCGCAACUCCUAGCUCUUCGCUGUUUAGGAAAGACAAGAAGGACAAGAAAAACAAAGGCAAGCCAUUCAACCUGGAAAGGGAGAAGGGUCAGCUACUUGAAACCAUUGCCUCGGCCACAGUUGCGAGCAACAGUCUCAUGAAUGCACUCCAACUCAUCAACCGCGAGGUGCAACGUGUCAGCGAGAACCCAGAAGUCAGCCACCGGUUCGAAACAUGCAAGCUCACUCGGCGCCAGAUCCUGCGCUAUAUUCAGCUUGUAGAGUCAGAGCAAUACAUUGGCAGUCUGUUGAAUGCAAAUGAUGAGCUCGUAAAGGCUCUCAUGGCUUACGAGAUCAUGGACAAGAGUAUAGACGACGACAGCGACAGUGACAACGACGACUCAUCUGCACCUAGCUCGUCAAUGGCUGGGUUGAGCAUGGAUGAUGCUCCUCCGGCCAAACCACCGAGACCAGUCAGCAUUCCCAUGCCACCAGCACCUGCUCCAAGCAAGCAGCCGCAAAUUGAGCCCGAGGAGGAGGACGAUGAUCCUUUUGGUGAUUCUCAUGCCGUCAAGACUCCUUACGAACGUAACGAACCAACUUGGAGGGAUGUGUAG